AAAACAUAUCUGCACCUGGUUUCAUCAUCCAUACGCAACUGUGCAUCAUUCCUGCCGACACAAUCGUUUUGUGCAUCAUUUCUUUUAUCUUUAACUCUUAAGCCCCAUAUUUUUCCUAUUACACAAAACUAAUUAAUGUCAAUCAUCAUAAAGUCACAACACCUCAAAAUACCCUUUCGAGACAUUGAAAUAGCCACCAGAAACUUCACAACCAUUAUCGGAAGCGGUGGAUAUGGCGACGUCUAUAAAGGAGAACUGUUACUUAGCGGUAAACUAACCCCGGUUGCUGUAAAGAGACUAAAAAAGAUUGCUCAUUCUGGUCAAGGUCUUAAAGAGUUCUUAACAGAGAUUCAAUUGCUAUCCCGCUAUAAACAUCCAAACCUAGUCUCCCUUCUUGGUUAUUGCGAAGAAGGCAAUGAAAAGAUCCUUAUUUACGAGUAUGCAGUGUAUGGAAGCCUCGACAGAUACCUAAGUAUGGCAAAUCCCAUCUUUCCACUACCAUGGAAGCAACGGAUCAAGAUAUGCAUCGAUGCAGCCCGUGGUUUGGAUUAUCUUCAUAACCAUGUUGCAGAAAAUCAUAGAGUUAUCCAUAGGGAUAUUAAGAGUGGAAAUAUUCUGUUAGAUCACAACUUCAAAGCCAUGAUUUCUGAUCUUGGACUUUCAAAGAUUGGUCGUGCAAAUGAAAAUGAGAGUUAUCUCAUUACUAAUGGUAGUGGUACUUAUGGUUAUUGUGAUCCGGUAUAUAUCGAUACAGGGAUCCUCACAAAAGAGUCGGAUAUUUAUUCAUUUGGUGUUGUAUUGUUUGAAGUUUUAUGCGGGAGACCUGGCUUCAUUAACGUAAGUGAUGAACGGAGGUUUCUAGCUCCAUUAGCCCAAAGCUACUGUGAAAAAGGAAAUUUAAAUGAUAUUAUUGAUCAUGGUUUGAAGAAUCAAAUAGACUCGAAUAGCUUGAAUAGGUUUGCGGGGAUUGCUUAUCUAUGCUUGCAAAAUGAUCGAAAUCAACGACCCUCAAUGGGUUUGGUCAUAAAAAAACUUGAAAAAGCUUUGGAAUUGCAAGAACUUGCGGAAUCUUCUGAACACGCAGAAUCGUCGAAACCUCAGGUUAUGGAAAAAAUUAAUCCAAAUAAGAAUGAUAUCAUUUUCCAUUGCGAUGAGAAGCAAGAUGAAGCUUCUGGUGUUCCACUAAUAGUGGCCUCAGCUAAAAGCAGCACCAUUAACGUUUGUGGAAUGGGUGUGCAGGAUGAAACAAGUAGUGAAUGUGAUGUUUACAAAGAAGAAAAGAUCAGAAACCCUAGUGGUACAGGGGGAAGGGGUUGCCUCUUUCCUUUUCUUACUCGGAUUCGUUUUGGAGAUUUUGAUUUUCGUUUCAGUUUUUAAUGUUGGUGGUGGUAGGAGAUUAUGGCCAACGAUAUGUUGGAGUUGGGCGAAUGUGCAAAAUUUAAGCUAUGGCUAGAUGGGUCUUUGGACCAACCAAAUUUUUAAUUUUUUUAGAAUUCUUGUACAAAAAAAAAAGUUAGUCACUACCUUGAACAAAAUUAGGACAUAUCUUGUAGUAUUGUAGAAAAUGAAAUAUAUAUAUACCAAAUAUUUUAAGGUCCAAAUUUUGUGUAUUAAAAAAUAACUCAAAUAUAAAAGAAAAACCCAAUCCAAGUCAUGUAAAAUAAAAUCGAUCCAUCAUGGCCUUGUCUUCCCUUUCAUUUCAUUGUGUCUCUAUAGAUUGUAUAUUUAAG
Molecule: messenger RNA, 1730 nt
Organism: Lactuca saligna
Lineage: Eukaryota; Viridiplantae; Streptophyta; Magnoliopsida; Asterales; Asteraceae
Source: the annotation of a GenBank genome assembly